Messenger RNA from Ogataea philodendri, 3423 nucleotides. RefSeq lists its product as uncharacterized. Bases 1 to 3423 code for a protein of 1140 amino acids. NCBI's taxonomy places the organism in Eukaryota, Fungi, Ascomycota, Pichiomycetes, Pichiales, Pichiaceae. The transcript has a single exon. Gene Ontology annotation, cellular component: chromosome. The record is from RefSeq and is a predicted model, not a curated record. Gene Ontology annotation, molecular function: ATP binding; double-stranded DNA binding; protein binding. Gene Ontology annotation, biological process: mitotic sister chromatid cohesion.
AUGACGAGGGAGGAACGUCAGUCUCUGAUUCAUGAAGGAUCUGGAACGGUGAUGUCUGCAUAUGUGGAAAUCGUUUUUGACAACACAGACCGCCGUUUUCCCAUCGACAAAGACGAAGUGGUGAUCAGAAGAACCAUUGGGAUGAAGAAAGACGAUCAUUCUUUGGACUCCAAGCUUGCAACCAAGGCGGAUAUUAUGAACUUGCUUGAGAGUGCGGGUUUUUCCAAGUCCAACCCAUACUAUAUCGUUCCUCAAGGCAGAAUCACCUCAUUGACCAACGCCCAAGAUUCUGAGAGGUUGCAACUUUUGAAAGAAGUUGCCGGUGCGCGUGUUUUCGAAACCAAGUUAAAAGACUCUCUCAAGGAGAUGACCAACACCAAUAAGAAGAAAGAGCAGAUCGACGAAAUGCUGAGAUAUAUCGAGGGAAGACUGGAAGAUCUCGACUUGGAAAAGAACGACCUUAAGCACUUUGAAAAACUCAACAACCGGAAAAAAGCUCUCGAGUAUAAUUUGUAUGAUAGAGAGCUCACGAGUCUGAACGACCAAAUUGAGAGCUUGGAGUCCGACUAUGCCUCUGCGGUUCACGAUACGUCUUCCUUGGUGGAGAAGUUAGCAGAAAGGGAAAAGCAAGUUCAACAGAUUGAAAGCUCCCUGGCCGAGCUCACCGCUAACUUGAAAUUAGUUGACGUUGACAUUUCCGAAAAUGACAGCGAGAUCAGAGAUGUUUUGGAAGCUAUCGGUGACCACAGUGCGCAACUGAAAGACGCGGAGCUUGAACACGUUCCAUCUGGUGCUGAUCUCGCUGCACAGAUCGCAGAGCUGAAUUCUCAAAUCUCCCAGAAAGAGGUUGAGUUGGGUAGAUCUCAACCGGCUUUGAAGGAAGCCAUCAACAGGGAGCGCUCGAUCAAAGCCAAGCUCGAUGAGAUGAAACAGCAGCAGCGGUCUUUAUUGUCGAAGAAGGGUCGCUUCUCUCAAUUUGAAAGCCAAGAGCAACGCGAUGCCUGGCUCCACGAUGAAAUUAAGACUCUUGCUGACUCUCUAGACACAAAGAAAAGCGAGCUUUCGGAGAUCUUGUCUGCCAGAAGCCAAGCCGAGGCAUCCGCAAGCCAGCUGGCUUUGCAGCUUGACAGCGAGGGAUCCUUGGAUUCUCUUACUGUAGAGAUGGAUGCGCUUGAUGCUCAGCUCGGAAACCUCAGACUGAACUACAGCAAGCUGAUCGACGAAAGAAAACAACUUUGGAGGGAGGAGAGCAAGCUCAACAGUGUGAUUCAAACUUACGAGGAGGAGAAAGCUCGUGCUCAGCAAGGAGUGAGUGAAACGAUGGACCGGUCCAUGGCCCUGGGUCUUGAAUCUGUGCAACGGAUUGCAAAAGAUCUUGGUUUGAAUGGCGUCUAUGGUACUUUGGGGGAACUAAUCAAUGUCAGCGAAAAGUACAAGACUGCUGCUGAAGUUGUUGGAGGCAGCUCUUUAUUCCAUGUUGUUGUUGACACCGAUAGAACUGCUACUCUGAUUAUGGAUGAGCUGGUCAGACAAAAAGCAGGCCGUGUCACUUUCAUGCCCCUCAACAGACUUCAUCCUAAAGAUGCAACCUACCCAGAAACUUCUGAUUCUGUGCCUUUAAUGAAGAAAAUUGCCUUUGACGAGUAUUUAGAGCCAGCUGUGAAGCAGAUAUUUGGCAAGACUGUGGUUUGUAUCUCGCUGGAGAAAGGAGCGGAGAUUGCCAGUACUUACAAGCUAAAUGCCAUCACGCUAGACGGAGAUAGAUGCGAUCGCAAAGGUGUCUUAACAGGAGGUUUCCGCGACCAAGGAAGAUCCAGAAUCGACUGUUUGAAGAGUCUUACCAAAUGGAAGACGGAAAUCUACAGUACUCAAGAGAAAUUGGCAACUAUCAAGAGGGAGAUUUCUGAAAAAGAUUCUCAGGUCACACAGGCCAGUGAGGAGCUUGCCGCUGUACGCAAGGAGCUUGAUGCAAAGUUCACCCUCAAAGAGUCACAUCUUUCUUCCAGAAUGAAGCUGGUCAGCGAGAAGAGCAGAUGCGAUCAGGAGCUGAAUUCCUUGUCCAGCCGGAUCGAGACCUUGCAAGCUUCUGUGAAGCUUGUUGAGCAGCAGAUCAAGGAGUACAACAGCGAGCUGAAAAGUGACUUUAGAGAACACAACCUUAGCGAUGCGGAAGUCAGACAACUCGAAUCUCUCAGUACCGACAUCGUGGACACUGAAAAAGAGUACAAUGUUGUGAACGAGAAGCUGAGCGAACUGGAAUUGCGUGCAUCUUCAUUAACCUCUGAGUUGAACGGAAGCUUGUAUCCAAGACUGCGUCAAUUGAACAUGAAGAGUACCAACUCGCAGGAGUCGUCUGACUUGAAGGUACAAGACCUAAAGAGAAAGCUUGAGUCUCUGAACGAGGCCAAAAACAAACUCGAAACAUCCAACUCUGAACUUAUGGCCAAGUCCAAGUCUCUUACCAAGGAGAUGCAAAGCAAGGAGGACCAGCUACAGAAGCUCAACGAGUCCCAGAGAAAUAUCCUUCGCAAGUUGGAGAACUACGGAAAAUCUUCAGAGAAAUCUCUGAGUAAGAAGAUUCUUUUGAGCAACAGACGGGACGAAAUCAGUCGUAAGAUCAGAGAUCUGGGAGUUUUGUCCGAGGAGGCAUUUACUUCGUUCAAGGAGAUGGUUUCAGGUGAGAUUUUGAUUUUACUUAAUGAAGCGACAGAGGGAUUGAAGCAGUACAGCCAUGUGAACAAGAAGGCCCUCGAACAGUUUGUGAACUUCACCAAGCAACGGGACUCGCUGGUCGAGCGUAGGGAUGAACUUGAUCAGGCAAAAGAGUCCAUCGAAGAGCUGAUCUCUGUUCUCGAGCGCAGAAAAGACGACGCGAUCAUCAGGACGUUCAAGGAGGUCAGCUUGGGCUUUACCGAGGUGUUCGAGAAGCUUGUUCCAGCAGGAACGGGAAAGCUUAUCAUCCAGAAACGCAGUGAAAAGACUGGCAAGGGACAGAAAGCUGUUGAGGUCGAAUCUGACGACGAGCAAGACUCGGAACUCAUCGAUCAAUACGUGGGAGUUUCUAUCUCUGUGUCGUUCAACUCCAGAGAUGAUGAGCAGCAAAGAAUCGAACAGCUAUCUGGAGGCCAGAAAUCGCUGUGUGCUAUUGCUCUCAUUCUUGCUAUUCAGAAAUGUGACCCUGCUCCGUUCUAUUUGUUUGACGAGAUUGACGCCAACUUGGAUGCCCAGUACAGAAGCUCUGUUUCGCAAUUGAUCCACGAACUGUCCCAGAAUGCUCAGUUCAUCUGCACUACCUUCCGUCCAGAGAUGCUAAAGGUGUGCGACAAGUUCUUUGGAGUCAUGUUCAACAACAAAGUCAGUACAGUGAGUGAGAUCAACCAGGCUGAUGCUUUGGGCUUCGUGGAAGGCCAACAACGCAGCUGA